This is a messenger RNA of Sinocyclocheilus anshuiensis, 431 nucleotides long. Its product is annotated as microfibril-associated glycoprotein 4-like. The record is from RefSeq and is a predicted model, not a curated record. Lineage: Eukaryota; Metazoa; Chordata; Actinopteri; Cypriniformes; Cyprinidae. Gene Ontology annotation, biological process: platelet aggregation; positive regulation of heterotypic cell-cell adhesion; blood coagulation. The transcript is spliced from 2 exons. The coding region runs from base 1 to 414 and encodes 137 amino acids. Gene Ontology annotation, cellular component: fibrinogen complex. Gene Ontology annotation, molecular function: protein-macromolecule adaptor activity; extracellular matrix structural constituent.
AUGGUUUUGGGACGUGACCUAAAGAACAUGUACAUGCUGAGAGUGGAUCUGGAGGACUUUGAAGGAAAUAAAGUUUUCGCUCUGUACUCGUCCUUCUCUGUGGAUUGUGAAACCGAUGGAUAUCAGCUGCAUGUUUCAGGAUUCACUGAUGGAGGAGCAGGUGACUCUUUAUCUGGCCAUAAUGGAUUCAAGUUCUCCACCUUCGACAAAGACCAAGAUGUCUAUGAAAAUAACUGUGCCAAACAGUAUCUUGGGGGAUUUUGGUACAAUAGCUGUCACUAUGCAAACCCCAACGGUAUAUAUUUAUGGGGUAAAGAUCCCACCCAUUACGCCAUUGGAAAUGUUUGGUCAUCAUGGAAGGGUUACGCUGUCGGAAUGAAAUCCAUCAGCAUGAAGAUCAGACGUGUGCCUUAGAAACAUUACAGUUCUUC